GGGCAGCGGGCCGCCUGGUCUCCGCCCCCAAAGGUCGACUGAUUACUAGUGCUGCUCUGAGGUGCCUUCAGCGUGUCUGGUUGCCGUUGCCCUUGCCGCCUCCGCCUCUGCACCAUGGCUUUUGUAACCAGGCAGUUCAUCCGUGCGGCGUCCUCUUCGUCUGUCGCCUCGGCCUCAGCGAAGAAAAUCGUUGUCAAGCACGUGACGGUCAUCGGCGGCGGGCUGAUGGGCGCCGGCAUCGCCCAGGUUGCUGCAGCAACUGGCCACACAGUAGUGUUGGUGGACCAGACAGAGGACCUCCUGGCAAAAUCCAAAAAGAGAAUUGAGGAAAACCUUAGGAAAGCGUCCAAGAAGAAGUUUGCAGAAAACCCCAAGGCUGGCGAGGAGUUUGUGGAGAAGUCCCUGAGCAGCCUAUCGACCAGCACAGACGCGGCGUCUGUAGUCCACAGCACGGACCUGGUGGUGGAAGCCAUCGUGGAGAGCCUGAAGCUGAAGAGCGAGCUCUUCAAGAGGCUGGACAAGUUUGCCGCUGAACACACAAUCUUUGCCAGCAACACUUCCUCUUUACAGAUCACGAGCAUAGCCAAUGCCACCACCAGACAGGACCGAUUCGCCGGGCUCCAUUUCUUCAACCCAGUGCCCUUGAUGAAACUCGUGGAGAUCAUUAAAACACCAAUGACCAGCCAGAAGACCUUUGAAUCUGUAAUAGACUUCAGCAAAUCCCUGGGAAAGCAUCCUGUUUCUUGCAAGGACACGCCUGGGUUCAUUGUGAACCGCCUGCUGGUGCCAUACCUCAUGGAAGCAGUCCGGCUGUAUGAGCGAGGUGAUGCGUCCAAGGAAGACAUCGACAUAGCUAUGAAAUUGGGAGCUGGAUACCCUAUGGGGCCAUUUGAGCUUCUCGAUUAUGUUGGGCUGGAUACUACGAAGUUCAUCAUGGAUGGGUGGCAUGAGUUAGAUGCACAGAACCCCUUGUUUCAGCCCAGCCCAACCAUGAAUAAGCUGGUGGCAGAGAAGAAGCUUGGCAAGAAGACUGGGGAAGGAUUUUACAAGUACAAAUGAUGCACAGCUUCUCUGGCUCCGGGAAGCAAACUCUCCAAGCCUUACCCUCCAUCCUGGACGUGAUACCAGUGUCGUGUCUGUAUUCAGCUCACCUUCAAGAUGCUGCUGCUGGCUGGUGGGUCUAUAUCCCCAUGUUUUUGGCUCCCAGGAAGAGGUUUCACUCACAUCUGAAAUCUGAAUGAUUAUUGUCUGUCUCUCUUUUUUUUUUCAUGAGAAAUCAUUACUGCAAAUUGCCUAUAAAUUGACCCUAAUUAAAAUGCAAUCUUUUAAUCUGUGAAAAUUUGAAUUGAAAUAAACAUGUUUAAUUUAAAAUGAUAA
Molecule: messenger RNA, 1377 nt
Organism: Hipposideros armiger (great roundleaf bat)
Lineage: Eukaryota; Metazoa; Chordata; Mammalia; Chiroptera; Hipposideridae
Gene: HADH
Product: hydroxyacyl-CoA dehydrogenase
Exons: 9
Coding region: 115-1059 (314 amino acids)
Biological process (GO): fatty acid beta-oxidation
Cellular component (GO): mitochondrion
Molecular function (GO): NAD+ binding; (3S)-3-hydroxyacyl-CoA dehydrogenase (NAD+) activity
Source: RefSeq, a predicted model, not a curated record